AUGAAGACUGAGGAAAGCAAGAGCGGCUCUUCCGAGGUCAAGUAUAAUUGGUUUCAAAAGUAUACAAUAAUAUUUAUCAGUUCAUUAUGCUCAGUCGUAUACGCAACUAUACUAUGUACUGGUGCAAUAAUCCAUAGUUGGUAUCAAGGAAUCAAAGGCGAGAACAAUUUGAAACCACCUGAUAUUGAAGUUAGAAGUCAUGGAUAUGUACCGAGACAAGCGUUCCAAGACAUGAAAUCACUCAAGGCGUCUCGCGAUUUGCAGUAUUAUCUUCAGGUAUUAGGUUUAGAUUUAGAAGAAUAUGACGUUACGACUUCAGAUGGGUACAUUUUAGUCUUGCACCAUAUAAUAGACCCAAAGGAAACAAAGGAGCAAAGAGAUUUGAGAAAACCAGUGUUUAUGCAACAUGGACUUCUAUCGUGUUCAGGUAACUUUAUUGCCAGUGGACAAAAUUCAUUGGCGUAUUACUUUCACGAACAAGGAAAAGACGUCUGGAUGGGAAACAACCGUUCAUGGUUUAGAGCACGCCAUGCUACGAUAAAGGGUAACUUGUACAAUAGCGAAUUGUAUUGGAAAUGGGGAAUGAAGGAGUUGGCGUAUCAAGAUUUACCGGCUAUGAUUGAAACAGUGAUGAGCAUGAAACCAAAACAUGACAAGCUUACUUUAUUCGGGCAUCUGCAAGGUGGUCUCCAAAGCUUCCUUAUGUUGCUGAACCCGAACUUUUCGUUUAUUCAUGAAAAAAUUGAUUUAUUUGUACCAUUAGCACCUGCAAUCUAUCCGGGACAAUUGUUUUAUACACGAUCAUUCAUCAAAAUACUCGUCAAGCUACCCAAAUCAUUGUGGACGAUGAUAUUCGGGUUUUGUGCCAUGCUUCGAAACUUGUGUCUUGUUCGUGACACGAUUGCUCAAACAUGGUUGUUUGGUAAACUAUCCUACUACAUGUUUAAAUUUUUAUUCGGAUGGACUGGACGAAACUGGGGUAGCGACAAAUUGGUGUGGCACAUCCUUUUUAUUUUUAAUAUGAGCUAUGUCUCGGUUCAAUUGAUGCAGUAUUAUUUGGCCAAUUUUGCGCCCGGUGGCUUUGUCGAAAUGUUGCAACCAAAAGAAACGUACUUUAACGGUGAUCACUAUUCUGUUAAUACGUACAAAUCAAAUGAUGCAAAAAUGGCUUUUCCGUAUCACAUUUCCUGGUUUGGGCAAACCUGCAAAGUACCUAUUUUAAUCUUUACAGGUGACGAUGAUUAUCUUGUUGACGGAAAACGAUUGGUGUCACAUAUGCAACAUUACGAGCCAGGGUACAUUGAAGGUCAGAAUUUCAAGCACUUCAAUAUACCCACCUAUAACCAUUUGGACAUUUGUUGGGCUGAGGACGUUAUUGGAACAGUUGGUUACGAGGUUUGCAAAGAAUGGGAACAAUUGGAAGGAAGAGGAGAGGAAGGAGUUAAUGAAAAACGCGUAAGUAGUGAGACACCUGACAUGUGA
Molecule: messenger RNA, 1482 nt
Organism: Lodderomyces parapsilosis
Lineage: Eukaryota; Fungi; Ascomycota; Pichiomycetes; Serinales; Debaryomycetaceae
Product: sterol esterase
Exons: 1
Coding region: 1-1482 (493 amino acids)
Biological process (GO): lipid metabolic process
Source: RefSeq, a predicted model, not a curated record